Colletotrichum graminicola M1.001 is the source of this 2061-nucleotide messenger RNA. Its product is annotated as nucleotide sugar dehydrogenase. Gene Ontology annotation, cellular component: cytosol; nucleus. The record is from RefSeq and is a predicted model, not a curated record. Gene Ontology annotation, molecular function: NAD binding; UDP-glucose 6-dehydrogenase activity. Gene Ontology annotation, biological process: polysaccharide biosynthetic process; glycosaminoglycan biosynthetic process. Bases 1 to 2061 code for a protein of 686 amino acids. The transcript is spliced from 4 exons. NCBI's taxonomy places the organism in Eukaryota, Fungi, Ascomycota, Sordariomycetes, Glomerellales, Glomerellaceae.
AUGUACAACUUGGGCGGGACCGCUCCGCCGGCCUCGACCGACGACGCCGAGGAGGCCAGCUUCCAUCCGCCCUCUACAGUGCCCACGACGCCCGAGGGAAGCAUUACCUUCAGUCCCGUCGUCCGAGCAGAAAGUAACCUCACCGAGGACGGAGACUCCAUAAGCGACGACGCCUUUGGGGAACUCCUUUCAGACCGAGGGGGCCAUGCCGCCUCCACGGCCAGCACAAGAAGCACACCGGUCACGAACAUUUGCUGCGUGGGCGCAGGCUACGUCGGCGGCCCGACUGCCGCGGUCAUCGCCUUCCAAAACCCGCACAUCCGCGUCACCGUCGUGGACAGAGACGAGCGGCGCAUCCGGCGGUGGAACUCGAAGCAUCCAACGAUAUACGAGCCCGGCCUCCGCGACAUCGUGAGGGUCGCCAGAGACGGCGCAAACGCAUGCUCGUUCCAGAACGAGCCCGCCAAGCUGGGAGGCUCAGACGUCCCAUCUUCGUCCUCGUCGUCCGCGUCCAGGAGGAGCAUCACCGCAGCCGCGAGGAAACCGAACCUCUUCUUCUCUACCGAGGUUUCCGGGUGCAUCGCGGAAGCGGACAUCGUCCUAGUCGCGGUGAACACGCCGACGAAGACGCGGGGGCAUGGCGCCGGCAGCGCCACUGACAUGGCGGCGUUUGAGGCUGUCACCGCCGAGGUCGCAAGGCACGCGAGGCCGGGGGCCAUCAUUGUCGAAAAGUCCACCGUCCCUUGCAUGACGGCGGAGCUUGUGCGUGAGACUCUUGCCGCGCACCGGCCCGGGGUUCACUUUGAGAUCGUCUCGAACCCCGAAUUCCUGGCGGCCGGCACGGCAGUGAACGACCUGCUUCACCCAGACCGCGUGCUCAUCGGAUCGGACACGACGAGCUCGGGGAGGCGGGCGGCCGAGGCGCUCGCGGGGGUCUACGCGGCCUGGGUGCCUCGCGCGCGCAUCCUCACGACCAACGUGUGGUCUUCGGAGCUCGCGAAGCUGGUGGCCAACUCGAUGCUGGCGCAGCGCAUCAGCAGCAUCAACUCGAUCAGCGCAAUCUGCGAGCGCACGGGAGCGGACGUCGACGAGGUCGCCGCCUCGGUGGGCCGCGACCCCCGGAUCGGCGACAGGUUCCUCAAGGCCGGCAUCGGCUUCGGCGGCAGCUGCUUCAAGAAGGACAUCCUCAGCCUCGUCUACCUGGCCGAGUCGCUCGACCUGGACGAGGUCGGCGAGUACUGGAGGCAGGUGGUCAAGAUGAACGAGUACCAGCGGGACCGCUUCACCAGGCGGGUCGUCAAGUGCCUCAACAACACGUUGACCGGCAAGAAGGUGACGAUGCUCGGGUACGCCUUCAAGAAGAACACCUCGGACACCAGGGAGUCGCCGGCGCUCGAGAUCAUCCGGACCCUGCUGGACGAGGAGCCGCGGGAGAUGGCCGUCUUCGACCCCUGCUGCAACCCGCUCGUCAUCCGCGACGAGAUCCGGCGCCUCUGCGGCGGGAAGAGCCCCCUGAAGGAAGACGGCGGGCCCCUGACGGUGUGCGGCAACGUCUACGACGCCUGCCGCGGCAGCAACGCGGUGCUCAUCACCACCGAGUUCGACGAGUUCCGCAACACAAAGGCACCGCCGCUGUCUCAACGAACCCCCCGCCCAAGCACGGCAUCACCGAGGGCGGACGUCGACCCCCGCCCGUUCAGGAGCGUGGAGGUCCGUCAGGCAGAUGUCUUGGCGCUUCAGUGGUUUCUGGCGGCGCGGCAAGACGGGCCAGCGGGGCCGGGGGGUCCUUUGGACGACCCGCUCGGGCGGUACGUCGCGGAGCCCGGAUGCGCCGACGACUGCCCCGACUGCAGGGCGGAGCUGGAUAGCAAGGUUUCCGGGUUUGCCACCGGGUUGGGCACCGAGGAGUACAAGCCCAAGGAGAGGGUGGACUGGGCCAGGGUGGCGGGCGAUAUGCAAGUCCCCCGGUGGGUUUUUGACGGAAGAGGGGUCGUCGACGCCAAAAGCAUGGCAAAGUUGGGGGUUCGGGUCGAGAGCAUUGGGGGACGUGGGCGCAGCUGA